AUGUCGAAGGCGCAGAGCUGCAGAUCGGCUCUUCUGUACGAGAAUUCCGCCAGGACACUGAUGUUGAUCGACAUUCCGACUUCGAUUGCUCUUGCACAGCGGCUUCAACAGCUCCUCGGAAAGGGGGAGAAUCCAGCCAACGACGAUGGGCUCGUUCUCCUCUCUUGCCCUCCUCUCCAGGAUCCGUAUCCAAACCCUCCAGAACCAAAGACAGAAGAGGCUCGUAGUCGCGUCCUGGCCCAAAUACCGGCGUCUCAGCAGCAGUUUCAUGCAGCAAUUGUGCCGAUUAUCAAUAACGCUCUACAAGAAAUUAGGGAUAACCACCACGGGGCGUGGUGCAGCCCAAGGUGCACGCGCUGGCCGACACAGCCAACGGAGCAAGAACCGGAAAAGCUGCGCGAGGACGCCCGAUGCACAGGCAUUCCUAGCGGAGAACCAUCCGAAAACCGUAAGAGAAAAUUGCCCGAGACAACAACUCAGGAAACAGGGCCCGACGAGCCAAGUUUUAUUAUCGAACACACAGAGCUACGUCCUCACCGUUCGUCUGAACCUCCUCUAAUACUUGCCCCCGGAAUCAAUACAGUCGAGUCCCUGGGCGCCAUCCAGGGCCGAAUAGUCCAAAACCCUUCAUCCGCCCAGGUCAUCCUGCAUAUCAAAUCAGAAAAACAACAGUGCACGCCAGAUGGCGAAUCCUCUCUCCCAGACUACAUAUCUAUCAACGUUCCUCCCAAGUCUACAUUCGUCAACUGCCAUCUCGCCCCAAAUGCGGAAUCUCGCCUGAGCCCCAUUCUUCCAUUGUCCUCAGAUACGAAAUUCGACUUCAUUCUCAUGGACCCCCCCUGGCCAAACCGUUCAGUCCGCCGCUCCUCACAUUAUAAAGAACAUGCUGAUCCCCUUCAACCUAUAAUUGAAAGUAUCCUGCAAAACCAUCUCCAUCCACACCAGGCCAUUGUUGCCAUCUGGAUCACCAAUUCAUUAAAAUCCCGAUCUGUCGCAUUAAACUCCCUUAAAACUUCAGGGCUUCAUCCAUUCGAGGAAUGGAUUUGGGUCAAGACAACGGUUGAUGGCCGCCCUGCAGCCCCCCCUGAUGGACUCUGGAGGAGACCAUACGAGGUUCUGAUUUUAGCACAUAAAGAGAAACACUUUGACCACGAGGGCAAUGCCGACAAGAGUGCCAAGGUUUAUGAAGCCAAACGGCGAGUCAUCGUUGCCGUGCCCGACGUCCAUUCGCGGAAGCCAAAUUUAAAAGGGCUCAUCGAAGAUAUAUGCUUUUCAUCCCCGACCACAGACUCUGGUCAAGCUAAAGGCCCUGGCCAAGGAAGACGUAUUCGUGAAUACUCCGCAUUGGAAGUGUUUGCUCGAAACCUAACUGCUGGAUGGUGGGGGUGCGGGGACGAGGUCAUAAGAUUCAACUGGAAAGGUUGGUGGAACGAGAACGGCAGCAAGGAAGUUGGCUGCAGCGCAUAA
This is a messenger RNA of Paracoccidioides lutzii Pb01, 1467 nucleotides long. RefSeq lists its product as hypothetical. Gene Ontology annotation, cellular component: nucleus; RNA N6-methyladenosine methyltransferase complex. Gene Ontology annotation, molecular function: nucleic acid binding; methyltransferase activity. The coding region runs from base 1 to 1467 and encodes 488 amino acids. The record is from RefSeq and is a predicted model, not a curated record. The transcript has a single exon.